This is a messenger RNA of Clarias gariepinus (North African catfish), 2463 nucleotides long. RefSeq names its product prolyl-tRNA synthetase 2, mitochondrial (gene pars2). The record is from RefSeq and is a predicted model, not a curated record. Gene Ontology annotation, biological process: prolyl-tRNA aminoacylation. Gene Ontology annotation, molecular function: ATP binding; proline-tRNA ligase activity. Gene Ontology annotation, cellular component: cytoplasm; mitochondrion. The transcript is spliced from 3 exons. Bases 161 to 1603 code for a protein of 480 amino acids. NCBI's taxonomy places the organism in Eukaryota, Metazoa, Chordata, Actinopteri, Siluriformes, Clariidae.
GCUGUCAUGUAUUCAGAGUUUAAAUAAACCUUGGCACGAUUUCCUGAAAAUGUCAUUUUUUCUUAUAGUCAGUGCAGAUAAAUAGCAGCUGUACUUUUUUUUCAUUAUCAUUAUUAUUGUUGUUGUUAUUAUUAUCAUCAUUUUACACGACGCCUUUGCAAUGGAGGUGGUGAUGCGUCUCUGUCGCUGGAAACCAUGUGUCCUGCUGCCCAGAUCGCUGAGCAAAGCGUUCAGGAGGAGUCACCACUGCCAUCCACAAGAGACGCAGUGCUCGAAUCGUGUUUCCUCCAAACCAGCCAUUCCGACACCUCUGGUGUCACGGCUCUUUCAGCCUUCGAACCUGCGUGAAGGCCAGGAUACGGGCGACAUGACGUGCCGCAGCCAGAGGCUGAUGCUGCAAGCUGGUCUCAUUUAUAGCUCCAACCCAGGCUGCUUCUACUACCUUCCUGCUGCCCUGCGCUCCAUGGAGAAGCUGGUGAGGCUCAUUGAUGAGGAAAUGCAGGCCAUUGGUGGGCAGAAAGUCGACAUGCCAGCUCUGUGUGGAGCCGAGCUCUGGAAGAGGAGCGGCCGCUGGGAACUCAUGGGAAAGGAGAUGUUUAGGCUGCGCGAUCGACACAAUGCAGAGUACUGUCUCGGUCCAACGCACGAGGAGGCGGUCACAGAGCUGCUGGCAUCCCAGAGCACGUUGUCUUAUAAACAGCUGCCACUGCUGCUUUACCAGGUCACGCGGAAAUUCCGCGAUGAGCAGAAGCCGAAGUUUGGAUUGCUUCGAGGCCGAGAGUUCUACAUGAAGGACAUGUACUCAUUCGACAUCAGUGAGGAAGCUGCUCUCCACACCUACCACUCUGUGUGCCACGCCUACUCUCGGCUGUUUGACCGUCUCGGUCUGAGGUGGGUACAGGUGCAGGCUGCUACAGGCAAUAUCGGAGGAACGCUCUCGCAUGAGUUUCAUCUCCCGGCUGAUAUAGGUGAAGACCGUCUGCUCAUGUGCAGGAAUUGCGGCUUCUCCGCUAACGUCGAAACCGUAGAGCCGGAUCAGACUGACUGCCCUCAGUGCCACACGCCUCGCCUCACUGAGUCAAAAGGCAUUGAACUGGGACAUACCUUCUAUCUUGGAACAAAAUAUUCCAAAGUGUUUAAUGCUACGUUUGUUAAUGCUCAGAACAAGCCUUUGGUAACAGAGAUGGGCUGUUUUGGCCUCGGAGUUAAUCGCAUCCUAGCUGCGUCCAUUGAGGUGCUCUCGUCUGAGGAGUCCAUACGCUGGCCCGGGCUUAUCGCCCCUUAUCAAGUGUGCAUCCUGCCCCCUAAAAAAGGCAGCAAAGCCGCUGAAGCCAUCCACUUGGCAGAGGGGCUCGCCCAAAGCUUAGGAAACAGUUUACCAAAUCUGAAAGGGGAGGUCGUUCUGGAUGACAGAACCCAGCUGACCAUUGGGAAGCGACUAAAAGACGCUAACGUGCUGGGCUACCCGUAUGUGGUGGUGGUUGGGCAUAAGGCCACGGAGGACCAGCCUGUGUUUGAGGUGGUAUGUCAGCACAGUGGCGAGACCAUGUUUCUCAGUAAAGACGCCUUGGUGGACUUUUUGACGAGAGUCGAGACAAUCUAACACACGGACUCACAACCGUCCAGGUUCAAGAACAGGUUGAUCAUGUUGGAAAGAUACAUAAGUAACUAUAAUUUAAUAUAUUGAAGCUACGUUGGUGUGAGUGUAACAUGAGGGAGAAUUUACUGUAAUACUGAGAGUUGUCGGGUGUCGGUGUCAAAUAAAGUCCUUCCUAUUCUCACUGAUAAUGACCUUGUUUUAAUAAAGCUGCUCUGUUCAUACUUCUGCUUAAGCUUGUAUUUUUAUAGUUUUGUUUUUAGAUAUUUGAAUACAUUUUAUUAAAUUUCUUUAAACAUAAGUGCUCAGAGAACACAUUUAGGCAAACUACACUUUGUAUUUUAUGUAAUGAUUACUAAAAAUUACCUAAAAACAGCUGUAAUUAUAAUUCUAACCACUAUUUUCUUUCUCGAUUACAUUUAUUAUUGUUAUUAACGUUACUUAUUUCUCUCUCCAAACAACUUGUUAAUUCUUUCUAAUUCUAUCUACAGUAGGUAAUCUGGAUUGAAUACUGUAUACUCUGAAUAUGAUGUGUAUGAAGGAUUACACAAUGUUAUACAGUGGCUCUUGAUGCGUCAUCAAUCUAUAACCUUCUCACUAACUGGAUUUUUGGACAAAUUCGGACGUUUAUCAGUUUUCUCACAGUGUUACAGUUUGUUUGGUCAAAAUAAUGUUACAGAGCUUUUUAUAGCUGCCAAUAAUGUGCAAUAAUACAGCAUAUCUAGAACAACAAGAAAUAUAAAUGAUUUUUUUUAAGAUAUUUUAUUUGACUUUUAUUAUGGCUCAUCACUUCUGGGAAAUCCAUUAAUAUGUUUUGUUGAGUCAUCAUACACUAUCAUACACUAGACUUGUGUACUAGGGCUGCA